Molecule: messenger RNA, 1508 nt
Organism: Erigeron canadensis
Lineage: Eukaryota; Viridiplantae; Streptophyta; Magnoliopsida; Asterales; Asteraceae
Product: CBS domain-containing protein CBSX5-like
Exons: 2
Coding region: 62-1276 (404 amino acids)
Source: RefSeq, a predicted model, not a curated record
AAUAUAAAUAGAACCACAUACUUUAUAUAUCUCUUUUUAACACAUUUCAAUCCAAUUGUAUAUGGCACACGCCUUUCUUGCAAGACAAGUCUCAGAUUUGUGUGUCGGAAAGCAACCGCUGAGCUCAUUACCCGCCACAGCAUCCAUUGCUGACACGGUCAUUGCACUCAAAAGGUCGGGAAAUAUUGAUAUAAGUAUAUGGAACUGUAAUCAUUUAACGGAUUUUAAAGAUUCUGGUAUUAAUGACAAUGUGGUAUCGUGUUGGUGCGUUGGUAAGAUAUGUAUGGUUGAUGUGAUUGCAUUUAUAUGUAAAGAUGAGAAUGUGGCACGUCCUUUGGAUGUCCUUGAACAAACUAGUGUUUUGGAUCUUAUUUCGGGUGAAGGAAAGAUCAAGCAUUUGGAAUCGAAUUCGAGCUUGUUGGAGGCAAUAGAUUGCAUACUUGAAGGGGCUCAAAACUUGGUAAUACCAAUUGAAACCACAAGAUACAAUCAAAGAAAAAGACAAGUGAUAACCAAAACUUCUCCUUUGGGUACUACUACACUUCACAAUGGCCAAGAAUUUUGCUGGAUAACUCGAGAAGAUGUCAUUCGCUUCAUGCUAGAUUCAAUCAACGUAUUCUCCCCGGUACCUACAUUCACAAUUGACUCACUCGACGUAAUCAAUACGGAUACACUAACGAUCUAUUAUGACGACCCUGCCUAUUCUGCAUUACCCUUGAUUACUAACUCACAUUUAAAUCAAACGUCUAUAGCAGUUGUUAACCAAGACAACACGUUAAUAGGUGAAAUUUCCCCUUUUUCCCUCUCCUGUUGCGAUGAAACCAUCAUUGCCGCUGUUGCCACCCUGUCUGCCGGUGAUCUCAUGGCUUACCUUGACUACAGUGGGCCACCUGAGGAUUUGGUCCACUUGGUUAAAAUGAGGUUACAAGAAAGAAAGUUGUCAGCUAUGUUGGAUCUAAUGGAGGACUAUAACAGCGCUGCAUCUUCUUUUUCUUCGUCUUCAAGUUCAGAUGAGGAAUUUGGAUCUGGAAAGAAUGGUGGCAUUAUGGGUCGGAGUAAUCCUUGGAGGCGGUCAGAGGCAAUUGUUUGCAACCCGUGGAACACUUUGAUGGCUGUUAUGGUUCAAAUGAUUGCGCAUCGCGUUAGUUAUGCCUGGGUUGUUAAAGAGGAUUACGGUUUGAUAGGGAUUGUGACGUUUACAGAUAUUUUGAGGCGAUUAAGGAGUAGCGUUGACUUUUUGAGUAAACACACAGAAGAGAAUACCAAUAUGCAGUAACAAACGAGUUUGGUGAUCUCGAUCGUGUAAACUCGUACUAUACUCUUGUGCAAUUUUUUCCCUUCUUUUUGUUGUAUUUUUAAAGGAUUGGCACGAGACUUUCCGCCCAAUUUGAUACAUGGAAUAAAAACCAGGAUAUGGUUUACAAAACACGAGAUUUAAGUGAGGUGUAAGAACAAGUAUUCAUCUCAUUUCGAUUAUUCGAUAUACAUCUUGUUUUUGAUUUACAUUA